AUGGCCAUAGACGAGGUCUCUGAGAAGGUGAAGGAGAUCGAUCGGCUGAGGGCUACAGCUAAGAAGCAGCAGGGCCCUCCCAGAGCGCAAAUAGUCCACAGGGUGGAGUGCCACAAGUGGAGGAGCGAUCACAAGUACUUCCUCGACGAGCCUUGGGUAGUCGAAAGCGGCCCGUUCGAUGCGCACCUAAGAGGGAGCCAACCCAUCAACAACUUUGAGCUCUAUCUUGAGAGGAACAAAGAGAUCGCACUUAUCGUGUACAAGGAUUACCAGUGCUGUGAUAAACCGGUGAAGAAUCCGCCCCGGAAUCAAGGUGAUAUUGGCCUGGGGAUAGAUGCCUCAUUUCUUCUGAAGGGAGAAGAGAUCUCCCUCAUCGCUCCCGAACUAAGGGAAGCAUUAGCCUGGAUCGCGGACGUAGCUCUUGAAGGGAUUCCUCAUCCAGAUUUCAAUGAAGCGAAUAACGACGGAGAGGAUGACGAGAUUCUGUAUCCUUACAUUUGGUACUUCCACAGACGCGUGGAAAUCCAUGACGAAAUCGACAAGCUGCCCCAAGCAACCCGGGUGUACGUGGACUGUUUCCGGGAUUAUGUUGAGUCUCGCAUGGAAGAAGAAUGGCAAAGUGUCAAAAGUCUUAUGGGGGAAGGGAAGAUCUCCGCUCAGUACAUGAAAUACCUCAUAGUUCCAGGCCAAAUCAUCAUAUCACAAGGAAACAACAGCGCCCUGUCACAGCGAACAGCAUCUGUCGCAGAAGAUUGGCUCCACGUGAGACAAUCUCCAGACUCGUUCUCGGCGUCAGUCUCUACAUACACGUGGGCUUUUGACGGAAACUUCAGCAAAACACAUAAAGAUAUCGAUAUAUAUGACAUUCCAUCUCUUGAGGAACCAUUUAAUAUCCUGGAUCUACGCCUGUAUCCGAUGGAGUUCGCCAGCGAGGAUGAAAUCGAGGCACUUCGCAAGCGUGGACACAUGUUCUGGAGGUGCCGCACAAGGAAUUAUGUCUCGCUCCACACUGAAUCAGAGGAUGGCAUGCAGAAUCCGAUGUCUGCUCGCUUCAUGGUCGAUAUCGCCACUCAUAAGCAAAUGCAUCGUGGCGACAAGUUGGACCGAGCGCGCGCGACGCCCGAGGAGGAUGAGUUGGAAGCCGAAUACAUGUUGCAGGACGACCCAGACCUCGGAGACGAGUUCUUUAUGUGUCUUCCUACGUCAAUACCGGGUUUCAAUAUGCAGAAGAAGGAAUGGGAAGAGACCAAGCUCCUCAUCCAGGCUGUCGUCACAAACCGGGUGCGCGCCUCAGAGAACACGGAUCUCAUCACUGGGAAAGGCAAUGGGCUUUUCAUUCUUUUACAUGGGGGACCUGGAACCGGCAAGACUUUAACCGCGGAAAGUGUUGCCGAGAUUGCGCGGAGACCUCUCUACAGGGUGACCUGCGGAGAUAUCGGUACAAAGGCUGAAGAUGUAGAGAAUUACCUCGAGGCUGUCUUGCUCUUAGGAAAGAAGUGGGACUGUGUUGUCCUCUUGGAUGAGGCGGACGUCUUCCUAGAGCAGCGGUCCGUUUCCAAUCUCGAACGAAAUGCACUCGUGACUGUUUUUGAGGGGAUUCUGAUCCUAACAAGCAACCGCGUGGGCAUUCUCGAUGAGGCUUUCAAGUCACGCAUCCAGCUCAACCUGCGGUACAAGACCCUGGAGUGGGACCAGCGGUUACAGAUCUGGAAGAACUUCUUGGAACGACUCCAGCGUCUGGAGCAAGAGAAGCUCAGAGAUGUUGGCCACGUGUAUCCAGGGCCGGAUAUCGGAUACGGCAUCAAGUUCAAGGAGAUCAGCAACGAGAUUGAGGUGCUGGCCAAGGCUGAGCUAAAUGGCCGCCAGAUCCGCAACGCCAUUUCUACCGCGCGGGAGUUGGCCACGUACCAACGCGAGCCUAUGGGCUAUGAACACCUUAAAACCGUGAUUAAGGAGGCAGAGAAGUUCGACGAGUACCUUCUGGAGCUUAAUGAGUACUAUACGGCAGACCAGAUCCAGAGGGAUAAGAAAGAGAGGUAG
Molecule: messenger RNA, 2040 nt
Organism: Diaporthe citri
Lineage: Eukaryota; Fungi; Ascomycota; Sordariomycetes; Diaporthales; Diaporthaceae
Exons: 10
Coding region: 1-2040 (679 amino acids)
Molecular function (GO): ATP binding; ATP hydrolysis activity
Source: RefSeq, a predicted model, not a curated record